Messenger RNA from Ceratina calcarata, 2711 nucleotides. Its product is annotated as zinc finger protein 271-like. Gene Ontology annotation, molecular function: sequence-specific DNA binding; DNA-binding transcription factor activity, RNA polymerase II-specific. The coding region runs from base 501 to 2207 and encodes 568 amino acids. Gene Ontology annotation, biological process: regulation of transcription by RNA polymerase II. Lineage: Eukaryota; Metazoa; Arthropoda; Insecta; Hymenoptera; Apidae. The record is from RefSeq and is a predicted model, not a curated record. Gene Ontology annotation, cellular component: nucleus. The transcript has 2 exons.
CUAAUUCCUGCCGUUCGAUGUCUACUCAUGUAAUCUUUUAAUGGAACAAAUCACUUUAGAGAUUCAUAGUAUAAGCGAAAUGCGUGUAUACUAUUUAUUUGAAAAAUUGUACAGACCCUCGUCGCCUUCGAAAGUUGACGAAUAAUAAGAAACUCCUUUAAUAUGGACAAACAGUGAAAUGCACGGCUCUAUUUGUAAUUUUGUUUCACUUUAUGUAUACGAAAUUAUGUGUAUAUCCAUUUCUCUUUUUCAUUUAAUUAAUAUUAUACGAACACUUAUACGAUUUUAAGUGUGGUACGAAAUUGAAGAAAUAAAGACACGAUGUAAUCCGAAUUUAAAAAGAGAACGCUUGUCACCUUUGUAUUAUAAAACACAAUCGUAGAGACGUUAAUCGCAAUCCGUAAGACGACUUAGAUCAGCAGGAACGAGCUAGCAAGAAGAAGAUUACUCUAGGUCUAGAUUCGUCCGGUGGAUUGAUCGUCGGAAAGGAUUUCGUGCCGAUGCAGUUGUUACAACACGUUGACUCCAAAGGGAAAUUGCGAUACUCCCUGAUGCCCGCUGACGAUACGAAAAAAUCUGAAGAGGCUUCGAAGAUCUGUUUGGUAUCCGUGAAAUCGGAAGAUCUCAGUGAUUCAUACGUCAACGAUCUGGCGUCCAAAAAUCUGAUAUAUAAAUCGAAUAUAAGAAUCGCGUUUCACGAUUGCAAAAAGUGCGGCAUGAAGUUCCCAACGAAGAGGAUGCUGACGAGACACGCGAUCUCGCAUAAACUAACUUCCUUGUAUCGCAAGAAACUAGCUGACAAGAAUCAAGCAAAAUCGAAGAUCAAGAGCUCCGUGAAACGUGCUAAGCAAAAAUCUGCGGUGAAACAGAAAUACGUUUGCAAGUCCUGUGAUUUCAGUUGCAGCAAGAAAUCCGCGUUAACUGUUCACACGAAGAAGGAACACAAGUCGGUGAAGGAAGAUUCGAAGAGGAGUUCGUGCAUAGUUUGUAACCAGAAGUUCGACAAUCAGUCUAGUUUGAGCGUGCACAUGGAGAAGCAUAGGAGUAGGAAGACCGCAUAUUUUUCGUGCCGCAUUUGUAACUUCGUCUGCAAGAGGAGCACCACUUUGGUCUCACAUGUCGUACAGAAUCACCAGCGAAUCGACGUAGGACGAGAAGAAGCGAGCCCUAAAAGGAAAUGCAAAACGACGAAGAGCAACGACGAAGACAGUCCUAAGAAGGAGCCGGUGAAGGAAACUUGUUCGCAGGACCAGGAUAAAGACGAAACUACGACAGUGAUUCUGUCCAUGGUUGAAGAAUGCAAAAGCGAACCGACCGCGGCUCCUCGCAAGAAACAAGCGAAUAAAGAACCGGUCGAGAGACAGUGCAACGUGUGCGACUUCAAAUGCCUGAAGCGCAGCACUCUGUACUCGCACAAACAGAAACAUUUAGACGUGCCUCCAGUGUACCUGUGCAAUGAAUGCCCGUACAACUCGAAUAAAAAAUCGUCUCUGUAUUCACACAUACAGAGAAAGCACAAGGAGCCGAAGUACAGCACUCCUGAUGGACAGCCGCCGUUAUAUUACUGCAAUCAGUGCGAUUAUAAGAACAAGAAUAAAUACGAAUUGAAAGUUCACGUGGCGAGGAAGCACACCGACGAUUUCAAGUUCAACUGCGAGACCUGCGGCAAGAAGUUCAAAGUGAAAGGCGAUCUGACGAAUCACGUGCGCUUCAGCCACAAGGAGCAACCGGUGAUCUGCGACGUCUGCGGAAAAACGUGCCUAAACAGCAAUUCUCUGUACGUUCAUCAGAAGUUUGCUCACUACAAGGCGAAGUACGAGUGCCAGAUAUGCAAGAGGCGAAUGGUCACUCAGGAGAACUUGAACGAGCACAUGAUCAGGCAGCACGAGAAGCGGGAGGACGUAGUCUGCGAGGAGUGCGGCAAGACUUUCUCCAGGAACAGCAGGUUGAAGAUUCACAUGAGAGUUCAUACGGGUGACAGACCUCACUCUUGCACCGUCUGCAACAAGUCUUUCGCCCGUCGAACGGCGCUCAAGCAACACUUGUUGAUCCACACCGGAAUCAGGCCGUACGUCUGCGAUAUCUGCGGCAAAGCGUUCACGCAGAAACCUGGCUUGAUCAGCCACAGGAAGUCUCACCCCGGAUCGCAUCCGCCGCUCCCCAGAGUAUUGAUCGAUCACAUAUUAAACGACGUGAUGAACAACUGACAUUGACCGUACAGAACAGUCUGCUUCAGAGACUUUCGAACAUUUCUUGAUCAGGAGAUUUCAAUAAUUUUUUUUUUAUUCUAUGAUAAAUUGAUAAGGAAAAGACAUGUCAGUUUCGUUGAAAUAAGUUUGAAUAUCGUAACGUGUAACAAGAUAUUUUCGUUGAACAAAUUAUUAUGCCCAACUGGAAUCAAGGGGAUUUCGUAUCACGAUCUUUAAAUAGAAGACAAACGAUGUACAACCUCGUGCAAUUAAGACGUUCGAGUUUAUCUUGUUAUGUAAAGAAUGAAUUUACUCUUAAGGUUUUUAUUAAAGUUUGUAUUGAUUAUGUGAUUUCACGUUCGUAGGAAAUAAGAAGCUUGUUACACCAGGCAAGCGUUCCGAAUUAGAAUGUUAAAUUAUUUGUAAAGCUUCGCAGCUCCACUCGUUUUUGUAACGCUCCAAGUGUAUAUAAUUGACAUUUAUGUACAACACCUGUCGCAAUACAUUCUUUUUUUAAUGUAA